Corythoichthys intestinalis (scribbled pipefish) is the source of this 1914-nucleotide messenger RNA. It is a transcript of the gene psip1a, whose product is annotated as PC4 and SFRS1 interacting protein 1a. The coding region runs from base 108 to 1598 and encodes 496 amino acids. NCBI's taxonomy places the organism in Eukaryota, Metazoa, Chordata, Actinopteri, Syngnathiformes, Syngnathidae. The transcript has 17 exons. The record is from RefSeq and is a predicted model, not a curated record.
UGGUGCCGUCCGAUGACGUUACGCGCGGGAGGGCAAACGUGGUUCGGAUUGUGUGCGGAAAAGGAGCUCCGGGGGAGGACGACGUUACAACACAACAACUGCCAAGAAUGACCCGAGAUUGGAAGCCCGGUGAUCUGAUUUUCGCCAAAAUGAAGGGUUAUCCCCACUGGCCGGCGAGAAUUGACGUAGUCCCAGAUGGCGCCGUAAAACCCUCCAACAUCAAAUUACCCAUCUUCUUCUUUGGUACCCAUGAAACCGCCUUCCUUGGCCCCAAAGAUAUCUUUCCGUACCACCCCAACAAGGAGAAGUACGCCAAACCCAACAAGAGGAAGGGCUUCAACGAAGGACUUUGGGAGAUCGAGAACAACCCCAAAGUGGAACUGACAGCACCAAAGCCGAUUUGUCCAGAGUCUUUGUCUGUGAAGGAUUCUGAUGCUGGUUUAGAGGGAGAUGAGACGAUGGAUGUUAAGGAAACAAAUUCAUUAGAUGUACCACAAAAUGGCCCCUCAACCUUUCAGGUUACAGGAAGGGAGGCAGAGGAAGGGGAGGAGGAAGACGAAGGCCCUAUGAUCACUGAGCCAGUUCCUCAGAAGCAGGAUGACUCAACACAGGCGGAGGCACCUAAACCCAAAAGAGGACGAAAAAGAAAGAAUGAGGGUGAGCAGGACGCCGAGCCAGCAGAAGCUCCCCCAGUAAGCCCAGUCAGUCCUGCAGGUGGGGAGGCGCCAAAACGACGAGGCAGGAAGCCCAAAAGUGAAAAGUUGCUUUUGCUGCAGCAUCAGGACCGGCCGGGCUCGGGAAGUGAAAUAGACUCCUCUGAGUUGGACAAAAAGAGGAAGAGGGCAGCAGAGGACAAGUCCAAAAGUGGCGAGGAGGACAAGCGAAGGAAGGAGGACGCCAAGGCAAAAGACGGCGAGGUUAAAGAGCCGGACGCCAAGAAGAAGAAGCCUCCUAAAGAGGGCAACUCAUCGGGCGCUUCGGAUGAUGACGAGAAGACCAAAGGCAGAAAAAAGCAUCAGAACUCCGACAUGGACAAAGACGCACGACGGCGAAAAGAUGAGGCAAACAAGGAUGACACCAAGAAAACCGAAGAGCGAUCCGGGGCUAAGAAAAAGGAAAUCUCCACAGAUGUCAAGCUUCAGCGUCUCCACAGUGAAAUCAAGAUUUCGCUAAAGAUAGACAACCCCGACAUAAAGAAGUGCCUGGAUGCCCUGGACGAGAUCAGCACACUUCAAGUGACCACUCAGCACCUGCAGAAGCAGAGUGAACUCAUCGCCACACUGAAGAAGAUCCGCAGGUUUAAAGCCAGCCAGGACGUGAUGGACAAAGCCAGCAUGCUGUACAACAAGUUUAAGAGCAUGUUCCUGGUGGGCGAGGGCGAGUGCAUGCUCAGCAAGGUGCUCAACCGCUCCUUGGCCGAGCAGCGCCAGCACGAGGAGGCUAAGAAGGGGACGCUGAAGAAAGCAGAGCAAGCGCAGGAGAACAAUACGGAUAAGGAAGGAGAUCAGAGCACGGAGGAGAACAAGCAGGAGCCGCGGGAAGAUGCCUCUACGGGGGAGAACCUCAGCACUCCUGUUGCUCAGGAGGCCUCCACCUGACUCCCCGCUCCGGUCCCUCGAGGUCUUCACACUGGAACGUCCCGUCCGGUCGCUCGCGACCGAUCACCUUGACUGGUUCCCACUUUACUGACCUUUGUUGUCAAAAUUGCUGCUUCAAGUUGUGAGUUCUUCGGUAGUCGUAGUAGCAGACAAUACAGUUUGCAAGCUUUUACAGUUACCGUAGUUGAAAGAAGAAAAUAUUUCAUUCCAAAAAAAAUGUUCAAGUGUCUUUAAAAGUUGUUUCUUCUUGUUUGUAAAUAAGAGUUAUUUUUGUGCCUUUUAAAUGUUUCAGCGUUAAAUAAAGUAGUGUAACGUA